UCCAACAUGGCGACUUAUUGUUUUGAGUUGUGACGAAGCUAGCCGAUUUUUUUUGCAACAUGAGCAUUAAAUAACAAAAAAGGUAUGCCGUACUAGAUUGUACAAGUCCGUUUAAACGUCAUGGAACCGUAGGUACAACGUAAUGCUUUGUGGGACGCGCAGAGAAUUAGUGUGGAUUAGAAACGCACUUCAUUGUAGGUAACAUGUUAGCCUUUGAGCUAGGUUAGCUAACUUUAGCACAGGUUAAAAACUAGCUCUGUUUCAAAAUUUAUAGCACUCUCCAUUCAGGCUGAGGCAAUGUUGGGGUUUCUGACAGCAAGACAGGCUGGUCUGGAUGAUCCUCUGCGACUGAGACGUGCAGAGUCAACAAGAAGGGUCCUCAGUCUGAAGUUGAAUCCUGAUAGAGAUGUGGACCGAAUCCAUGGAAAUGGCAUUAAUACCGUUGAUAUUGAUGCAGUCGAAGGCAAAUACAUGUUGUCUGGAGGUGCAGAUGGAGUAAUCGCCAUAUAUGACCUGGAGAACUACAGUGGGAAACCACAGUACACCUGCAAGGCAGUCUGCACAGUAGGCCGGUCAAGUCGGUAUGUUCACAAAUUCAGUGUAGAGACAGUCCAGUGGUAUCCUUACGACACAGGGAUGUUUGUCUCCAGCUCCUUUGACAAGACCAUGAAAGUCUGGGACACUGAGACAUUAAAGCCUGCUGAAGUGUUUGAGUUCGAGGGCAACAUCUACAGUCACAACCUGUCCCCCAUCGCCAGGAAGCACAGUCUCAUUGCAGUUGGCACCAAAAACCCUAAAAUCCAACUGUGUGACCUGAAGUCCGGCUCACGAAUUCAUGUUCUUCAUGGUCACAGAGGAGAGGUCCUGUCUGUGCGGUGGUCACCCAGAUACGAGCACAUCUUAGCCAGUGCCAGCGCAGACAGCAAGGUGAAAGUAUGGGAUGUGCGCCGUGCUUCGGGUAGUCUCUUCACUCUGGACCAGCACAAUGGAGACAAGUCGAAAGCGUCCUCUGAGGCAGUAAACACAGCCCAUAAUGGCAGAGUGAAUGGCCUAUGCUUCACUGGUGAUGGCCUCUACCUCCUCACUACUGGAACUGAUGACAGAAUGAGACUAUGGAAUAGUGCCACCGGAGAAAACACACUGGUAAAUUAUGGGAAGGUCUGCAACGAGAGUCGUAAAAGGCUACAGUUCACAGUGUCACGUGGCUGCAGCCCAGAGUUUGUGUUUGUGCCGUGCGGCAGCUCAGUUGCAGUGUAUGCCCUCCACACAGGAGAACUGGUCACUAUGCUCAGAGGUCACUAUAACAAUGUUGACUGCUGUGAGUUUCAUCCAGACUACCAGGAGCUGUACAGUGGAGGUAAAGACUGUAACAUUCUGGCUUGGGUUCCUGUCCUCCGUGUCUCGGAUGUGGAAGAAGAGACGAGUCGCGAAAAUAAGGGUGCUGCUGGCCAGUCUUCAGUGGACCCUGCCUUUCAGGAUGCAUGGAGCAGUGAUGAAGACUGAUGUCGGUGUUUUGUGUGUGGACACACUAAGGCCACUGAACAUGCAAUUAAAUCUGCAUCCAUCACAAUUACUGCCAAAAACUGUAAAGGGACGCCAGUGAAGAUAACUCAUGUGAUAGGAAACUGCUCGCAUUUGCUGAUGCUGACAAAAGCCUUAAAUGAUGUGUGUAAAUAAUUGUCUGACUUUAGAAAUAUGCACAGUGCUAAGAAUCAUGUGUUUUUUGUACAUUAGAUAUAGCAUUGUUAUUGUUUUUUUUAAUUUGAAAGUAAAUCCAACUGCAAGUUUCAUGUUGUUUUACUUCUCAGCCUGUUUCAAAACAAUUGAAUAUUUUCAGUGAUUCACUGUUCAAGUGGGUUAUCUGCCAUUAUUUGUGCAAAAAAUAUAAGACAAAAUAAUGCA
Molecule: messenger RNA, 1902 nt
Organism: Amphiprion ocellaris (clown anemonefish)
Lineage: Eukaryota; Metazoa; Chordata; Actinopteri; Pomacentridae
Gene: ercc8
Product: excision repair cross-complementation group 8
Exons: 12
Coding region: 298-1503 (401 amino acids)
Biological process (GO): proteasome-mediated ubiquitin-dependent protein catabolic process; protein polyubiquitination; transcription-coupled nucleotide-excision repair
Cellular component (GO): nucleotide-excision repair complex; Cul4A-RING E3 ubiquitin ligase complex
Molecular function (GO): protein binding
Source: RefSeq, a predicted model, not a curated record